UCUACAACCCAAAGCCAUGUGCUCUGUAAUUAAAAAGAAAAACCUCAAAAAUACUUAAUCAUUUCUUUCAUACGUUCGUUUAUAUAACAAGUAACUAAACCCCUUUAGAUUCACAAACUAAAGAAGAUCCAAUUUUAAAAUCUCAAAGCUUUCUCCAAGACUAAGAAACAUUUAAGCUUCAGGAAAACAUAAGGGAAAAUAUGGCUUUUUUGAGGAGUUUCUUGGGUGCUAAGCAAAUUAUUCGAAGGGAAUCAUCGUCGACACCAAGAGGAUUCAUGGCGGUCUAUGUAGGAGAGAAUGAUCAGAAGAAGAAGAGAUAUGUGGUGCCGGUUUCAUACUUAAACCAGCCUUUGUUUCAACAACUGUUGAGUAAAUCUGAGGAAGAGUUUGGUUAUGAUCAUCCAAUGGGCGGCUUAACAAUACCAUGUCAUGAAUCUUUGUUCUUCACAGUCACAUCUCAGAUACAAUGAAGUACUAUACUACAACAUUUCCAUAUUUUUUUUAGAUUGUUAGCUAAUUUCCCCUGGAGAUAAUUGUAAAUUGUUUCAAUGAGAGGAAUAUACAAUACAUAGAUCGUAAUUGAUCAAUGCGUAUUUGCAUGUUAAUACAUUUGUGUCUUGUACCAAAAAAAGGAAUUAUACAUUUGUGUCAUUUAACUCUGGACACCAUACAUUUCGUCAUUACAGUGAAACGGCAGAAUUUGAACACUCAUUAUUCUGGUUGGUAGUUAUUUCCAUAUUUCUCAAAGAACAUUUAUGUGACUAUUAUCAUUC
This is a messenger RNA of Arabidopsis thaliana (thale cress), 773 nucleotides long. It is a transcript of the gene SAUR15, whose product is annotated as SAUR-like auxin-responsive protein family. The record is from RefSeq and is marked reviewed. The coding region runs from base 201 to 470 and encodes 89 amino acids. Gene Ontology annotation, biological process: response to auxin. The transcript has a single exon. Gene Ontology annotation, cellular component: plasma membrane. NCBI's taxonomy places the organism in Eukaryota, Viridiplantae, Streptophyta, Magnoliopsida, Brassicales, Brassicaceae.